UUCUGCCCGCAUCAACAUUCGAGACCACAGAACUAUUGACUCCAACCUCAAAAAGGAGUCUAACGAGACCAUGGAUCCGGUUCUCCGCCGCCGCGGUGUCCUGAUCCUCCUCCUCCUGUUCCAGAUCGCGUUUCUUCAAGCGGCAGCCGAGGUCGUCACCCUAACAACCGAGACCUUCAGUGACAAGGUAAAGGAGCAGGAUACUGUAUGGUUUGUGCAAUUUUGUGUUCCCUGGUGUAAACACUGUAAGAAUUUAGGAACACUCUGGGAGGACUUAGGCAAGGCUGUGGAAGGGGAAGAUGAAAUCGAAAUUGGACAAGUUGACUGCAGUUUAAACAAACCAAUAUGCUCCAAAGUCGAUAUUCAUUCUUAUCCUACAUUUAAGAUUUUCUAUGAUGGAGAAGAAUUUGCCAAAUAUAAAGGGCCCAGAACAGUGGAGUCACUUAGAUCUUUUGUACUGGAAGAGGCAGAGAAAGCUGCACAAAAAAAGAUGGAAGGGGAUAGUGACUCCUCAUAGGGUAUUGUUACUUAGCUAUUUGUAACCCAUAGCAUGUAUCUUACUGUUUUUUUUGUAUUUGUACUGUAAAAUCCUUGCUAUCAUAGUUGUGGAAUAAUUCACUUUAGUUUUAGUGCUCGUUGAAAGGAUCAUGUUAUUGACACUCAGAAAUUAAAUUGCUGAAAAUAUUGGUGAACUCCAUGAUGUGAUUUCCUUGGAGGUAAAAAUUUGUAUUGAGAAAUUCUCGUUUA
This is a messenger RNA of Asparagus officinalis (garden asparagus), 747 nucleotides long. Its product is annotated as protein disulfide isomerase-like 5-1. Gene Ontology annotation, cellular component: endoplasmic reticulum. Gene Ontology annotation, biological process: protein folding. The transcript has 4 exons. The coding region runs from base 71 to 517 and encodes 148 amino acids. The record is from RefSeq and is a predicted model, not a curated record. Gene Ontology annotation, molecular function: protein disulfide isomerase activity. Lineage: Eukaryota; Viridiplantae; Streptophyta; Magnoliopsida; Asparagales; Asparagaceae.